Molecule: messenger RNA, 372 nt
Organism: Plutella xylostella (diamondback moth)
Lineage: Eukaryota; Metazoa; Arthropoda; Insecta; Lepidoptera; Plutellidae
Source: RefSeq, a predicted model, not a curated record
AUGCCCCCAGGCGGCGGCGCGCCCGCCGAGCAUGCGGCGCGUGGCCCUCCCGCGGCGAGCGGCCUCCAUGCCGCGCCCGGCGCGCCCUACGCGCACGAGGAGCACGCGGCGUGCGGGCCCCCUGCGGUGCCCGGCCGCCCCGCCACGCCCGGCGCGUCCUACGAGGACGCCGCGCGCGGUCGCCCCGCCUCGCCUGGCCCGGCUGGCCCGCCCUACGCGUCCUAUGAGCACGCGGAGCGCAGCCGCCCCGCCUCGCCCGGCGCGCCCUACGCGCACGAGCACCACGCGGCGCGCGGGCCCCCUGCGGUGCGGCCCCCCCGCAAAGCCCGGCGCGUCUUCCGAGGACCGAGGACACUCGGCGCGCGGCCUUGA